CCUGGGUAAUGAAAAGAGCGUGCGUUGCUCUGUGCGGAGGAGAAACUGCAGCUGCUCGAGAGAGAAAUCGGGACAAGAUCACCAAGAAACUUGAAAAAUGAGACCUAAAGUGAAAUAUUCAACUUCCAAAAUUUCCUCGGCCAAGCUGAACAACGCAACAGGCAAAACCCUGGUAAAAAUUCACAAGCUACCAAAAUACCAACAGAAAACCAGAGAAAUUUGCCACAUCUACCAAAUGAAGCUCCGUUCUGGCCUCAUCAUAGGAAAGACCUGUUACUUUGAGAAAGAAUCCACCAAAAAGUAUCCACAAAAAUCACGUAGAAAGCAUGAAAAGGACGUCUCUGCUGCUGCUGUGAAGAACAGCCGGUCUGGUGCAGUCAGUGCGAGAGAGAUUUUACCUGUUACACAAUCUCAUGCCUCCCUGAGCACAUUCAAUGACCAAUCUGUUAGUUUCAAAGUUCUGAAGAACGGACGCUAUGUGAUCAACGUUGAAGAUUCUGGAAAGCUCCAAGAAAAUGACAAGAUGCUGCUACGUUACUAUGAGUCUUCAGAGUCCUCAAGUGAAUCAGGUGAUGGUGUGGAUGGUAAGUUGCUGAUGGUGGACAUGAGUCCUGUGAAAGACACAGACAUCAGGCUGCAUGCCAACAAGCAGAACCACUGUGUGAAGCUCGAAAAGUGUCAAGCUCCACUGCCGCCAGCGGUCUUUUUCGUCGUUCACCAAAAGGCCUCCGACUAUGUUUCGUUCGAAUGUAGGAAUCUGCCUGGGACAUACAUAGGAGUGAAAGAUAAUAAGCUGGCUCUGCUAGAAGGAGAGAAAAAUGACGAUGAAAAUAUCAUGUUUAAGCUUUCUAAAUAAGAAGCUUGUGGGUCCUGGGUUGAACGACUUAAUGUUACCACCAAAGAAAGGAUGAGAGAAAGCAAUAGACAUCUAAAGGAAUGGCUUAAAAUGCUGUGGAGUGUUGUCUUUUUAUAUAUGAAAAUUCUUUUCUUUUUCUGUACCACUAUGCAUUCAAUAAGAACAUGCAUAUAUAGCACAGGGCAUUGGUAAAGAAACUGAGAGACAUUCAGCCUUGGCUUCUACGUUUGUCUGCUCCGAGACCUGAACGAAUUCACACUUCCAGAUUUCUUCAGGCGAGCAAGCACCAUAGCUCAUGCUAGGCUUUAGACAAGGGUUCAUUUUAAAAGCCUUAAAAAGAAUACGUGGUUUCUCCCCUGUUCUAAACAGGAGGUUGAAAUCCUAGAGCAGCUAGCGGAGGACCAGCCACUGCACAGACUGACCACAACUCAAUUAGAACAGAACACCAAAUCUAUUGGCAGCUGCCCCCAGGGCAAGCCUCAGACCAGCUCUUUCUGUCAAGAAAUCUAGUGCUCCAAAUGCCUUCCUACCUAGACAGGUUAAGAUAAAUCUGUGAAAACGCAGGAUAACUAAAAAAAUAAAAUAAAAUAAAGAAAAAGAAAGCCAGUAUUUGUAAAGUGGAAUAAUGUUACCUCUACUUCUUUCCUUAGGGCAGGGGGUUGGGGAUAAGGUUUCUCUGUGUAGCCCUGGCUAUCCUGGAACUUGCUUUGUAGAUCAGGCUGGUCUCGAACUCACAGAGGUCCACCUGCUUCUGCCUCCCAAGUGCUGGGAUUAAAGGUGUGUGCCACCACCACCAAGCUCUCUGUUUCCUUUUGAAAAUUCUGAUAUCUUUUUAAGGUAACAGUUUAAGUUUAAGCAAGCCAAGCUUACAUUAAAAAAAAAGAACACAUUUUAGUUCCCAACUGUGGUUGAAAUCAUUGGCUAUCUUUACUAAACUUAAACUCUUCUGUGAGUACUGACCAGGCCAUGUAUUAGGGCAUCCAGGUAGGAUGGGACCUCACAGGGCAGUCAGAAGUCCUCCUACUAGGAAGACACCGAACUAACUUCACGUUCUCAGUAGCUGGCUGUAGCCUAUGUUUGCAGCACACUGUGUCCUUCGAUAGCUGGCUGUGGCCUAUGGUCUGUGGCACGCUGUGUCCUUCAAUAGCUGGCUGUGGCCUAUGUUUGCGACACGCUGUGUCUUUCAAUAACUGGCUGUGGCCUAUGGUCUGUGGCACGCUGUGUCCUUCUCACCUGUUUCCAAAGAGCUAUCACUAUGAAUGUGUGCAUCAACUUGGAGGGAAUUUCUCUAUGGCUUGCUUUUCUUACACACAAAUUCUUUCGUUGCUUGGGUUCACAGUAGCACUGUUCACUGGGGGAUAUGUUAGCUGAACUCUCUCCCUUUCUCUGGUCUUUUGACCAAUGUAUCUUUAACAUAUCUCCUACUCCCUAAACUUCAUUUUUGUUUUCUCUGACGCCUAUGUACUAACACUUUUAUUCUGCUGUUUUACUUUACACUCUAGAAUUUUAUAUAUACUGACUAGUUACAAAGUUGUUCACUAAACGUUUUUGUGUGUUUUACUGUUACUGAAGUAGUGAGAUUUAUAUUCAACCGUACAAUAAUGUUUUAAGAUACUAAAGGAAUAGCUGGAUUAUAUAGACAAUAGCAAUUUCUACUACAUUUUUAUUGGCUUAAAAUUUACAGUAAAUGCAAAAGAUAAUAACAGAAAGCAUACUUCUAAAAGUACAAACUUUUAAUUUCAAUUGAUGAAAGCUAUUAUAUAUAUUACCUGGUUGGAUGUAUGAAAAAAGAGGCUGGGGAUUGCUGUAUACGAUCAUACAAUUAUAGCAUGAUAUAACUGUUUCAUUCAUCUUUUUUACUGUUUUACUAUAGAGACAAAAGUGAAACCAGAAUCUAUGUCAUCUCCCUGGAAACCUCGAUGUUAACUAUAUGAAUUUGUACAAUAUACAUAAAAUAUUAAUUAAGUAGUCAAAUAUGUCCAUGACAUUGUUUAUAAUCUUGAAUAAACUAUUUA
Microtus ochrogaster (prairie vole) is the source of this 2871-nucleotide messenger RNA. It is a transcript of the gene Il33, whose product is annotated as interleukin 33. Gene Ontology annotation, molecular function: cytokine activity. Gene Ontology annotation, biological process: positive regulation of inflammatory response; positive regulation of cytokine production. NCBI's taxonomy places the organism in Eukaryota, Metazoa, Chordata, Mammalia, Rodentia, Cricetidae. The record is from RefSeq and is a predicted model, not a curated record.